GGACAAGAAGCCCGGAUAUGAUCGCAUAACCGCAGGACCUAAACUUUAGCUAGUAGCUUUAGCUGUAGCACAGGAAUUAAGCUAUCUUCAUUCAAAAAUAAAAGCUAUUGGAAGCACGUAUCUUGUGUAUUACCAAUUUCGACGUUGAUGUGGAGCUCUAGGCAUAAUUUAAAAACAGAGUGCUGAGGAAUGGUUUGACUGCAUCAGUCCCAGUAAAGAUGCACAGCCGUCUGCAGGAGUUGAAGAAGGAAGAGGAGACCCUACUCAAAAUCAAAGUCAUGCUACAAGACCAGCUGAACAGGUUGAAGUUUGAGGAAGGGGCCUUGAAAUCUAUCAUUAAUGCACAAACAGAGGAAGGAGCCUCUCAACGCUCAUGCCCAGAAACUGAGCUUCAUGUCAACCUUGAUGAUGAGAGCGAGAUCAAUCGAACCAAACUGCUGCUGAAUGCUGCCGUAGAUUGUGAUAUGGAGCAGGAGGAGGAAGAUGAUGAUGAGGAGGAAGAUGAAGAGGAUGAUGAAGAGAAUGACAAUGAGCUUGAGUUUGUGCCUGAGGAUGAGGAGGGGGAGGAUGAUUACUGAGAUUCUCAGUGUUUCAUGGGGCAUCAACAUUUGCACCGAUGAAGAAGAGCCACAUGUGAACGGACAUCUGUUUAAUUGGUCAGCUGUUUUGUACUAUCACUUAGGAAAUUUUAUUUAUUUUGAUGGAGUGAGUAACAGUUACAGUGUAAUGAUGUAUGGUGCUCACAGUAUCCUCUCCUUUGCCUAAUUUAAGGCAUGUCAGUUUUCAAAUUAUAUUAGUUAAUUUGUCAAAAUCUGUGAGAUAUGUCUCACUGACAGUGUUAUUAGGUGCUUCGAGCUUUCUACACUUACUGUGCAUUUUGAGGAUUAGCAUUAAAUGUAUGGCUGGGCCAUAUGAUAAGAUAUUAAAUAUGUUAUGUAAGAAACAAUAAACGUAAGCACAAAAUAAAAUGUUUUGCAUAGUG
Messenger RNA from Scatophagus argus, 982 nucleotides. RefSeq names its product small nuclear RNA activating complex, polypeptide 5 (gene snapc5). Gene Ontology annotation, cellular component: nucleus. The transcript is spliced from 4 exons. Lineage: Eukaryota; Metazoa; Chordata; Actinopteri; Scatophagidae. The record is from RefSeq and is a predicted model, not a curated record. Gene Ontology annotation, biological process: transcription initiation at RNA polymerase III promoter; transcription by RNA polymerase II. Bases 219 to 578 code for a protein of 119 amino acids.